GACUAAAUCAUGAACGAGUUAUAAACUUUUUUCUAUGAUGAUCCCAUUCCCUGUGUUGAUAAUGAACUACUCGAAAAUCAUUGAAAUAUAGUGACGCAUUCUACGCAGGAAAAAAGUGAAAUGAUGAUCAAACUUGUGAUCGUGAGAAGAAAUGCAUAGAAGUAUUACUUUGUCUAUGGUAUCAUCAACAUUUUCCAAUAAUAAUAAAGAUACUCAUACUAAUGAACAAAAUAAGGAAAUAUUUUUUGCCAAAAUUGGAAUAGGUUUCAUCGAGUUUUUGAUAUCGUCUUCAUUCCUUUGUUAUGGUAUUAUAUUUGCCGAAAAUGUUGAAGGAGGCGUAUAUUCUGUUGGAAAAGGAUUAUGGACACUAGUGCUGUACAGUUCAAUUAGACACAUAACCAGUCCACCAGCUAAACUCUUGAUUGAAUAUGUUGGAGAAAGGUUAUCAAACGGGUUCCGAUAUAUUAUUUGUACUAGUAGCUGCCUAUUGUGCAUUGGUUUAGUUCUACCAGGACAUGUUCUGACUUAUGGAAUAUUUUGUGGUGUUUCCUCAAGUCUCAUAUUCCACCAGCUCAAAUAUUUUUCAACAAAACAAUGUCGUUUUGGGACAAAAGUAUACGAAGGAAAUAUUCAGUCAGCACGAGCCAUCAGUUUGUUGAUAUCACCCCAUCUAAUGCUGCUUCUCGUUUCGAAUUAUUCGAUGGAUCGGGCUCUACUGAUUUUCGCAGCGUUACUUUUAAAUGUGAUCCCUGCAGUUUUCGUUUUGAAAACGCCCGGGAAUCAUGGAAAAGAGCCUUCUCCUGAAAUGUCUCGUUACAGUACCUUACCUGCAUUUUCUCGUCAAAUGUCUGAAAUGGUAGAAUUCAGCCGAUCUACGAAUCUCCUGAAAGUCGAUAACCUAGACUCUAGUUUCAUUGACACUAACGAUGAAGAGAGUGAACUCAGUGGAAACAAUGAAGAAGAUGAAGGAGAAAAAAGUGUCACUUCUCUCAAAGACGUUAUAUUGAACCACAAAAACGAAGUAGUGGAAGAAAUCGAACAACCCAUAGUUCCUUUAACUCAUGAAACCGUUCAAAUGUACUACAGUAUCGCUGGAGUUACAAUUCUCCCAGAAAUACCAGAGGAAUCAGAAGAUACUCAGAAAUCUAAAAAUGAUUAUAUAGACCCAAAAAGGCUGAGUAAGAUAAGUAUGAUCUUGGAAGAAAUUAACCAGAAAGAGAACAAAGUUAACGAGGAGAGAACGGAUAUUUUGAAUAUAGAAGAUCUCUUGAGGAAAGUGGAGAAUCGUGAGAAAGUUCAGAGCAUUGAGUACAUUCAGGAAUAUCAAAAUGAAAGAAAAUCGUUUCUUCGAGAAAUUGAAACUGUAAGAAAAAGAGCUCGAUGUUCUUGUUGUAGCAGCUACAUCUGGAAGCAAAGAUUCCUCAAAAUAAAGUACUGUUGCCUGGAUUACUUUCUCAUGCCGAUUUUCAAUUCGUUUACGGAACCUUUGUUUUAUCCAAUAGUGAUUUCCAAAGUGAUGCUUACCCUAAAUUCAACAAUAUUCAUUUCCUUGGCUCCAUAUUUUGCUCGAAAAAAGAUCCAAUAUUACAAACAAGAAGACACCACGUUACUGUUGUCCUAUCUGGCGUUUGCUUGGUCUUUAUUUCUGAUGUUUUUGCCAUUGUUACGGAAGAUUAACGAAGAAAAGCUUAGACGGAUAUUUAUUCUUGGACUGGCGUUAACUGGAAGCAGCAUGAUACUGCUAACCAAACAAAAACUGUCUAACGACUUCAUCGUUUGGAGCUGUUUACUAUAUGGAUGUGGAUAUGGUAUGAUGACAUACACAGAAAACAUGGUGUACGAGACGUUUUUGAAUGAAAGAAGAAUGAAAAUCAUCGAGGGUUGCUUAGAAAUAUUUUCGGGUUUAUUUGUGAUAUUAGUGUAUUAUUUAAUUUAUUAUUAUCGGUUAGAUAUUCUCAGUAUUUUUCCUAUGAGUACGUUUUUGUCGAAUGUAGUAAUUGCCGUAAUUUGGCUUUCAGUUCCUCAACUUCAAACCAUUGGUCUCAAACUGAAGAGAUAUUUUCAGAAAGGUGAAGUUGAAGAUGACGUUCUGUAAAACUGAACUGGCUGGAAACCACAAUGACCAGAGUAAUAUUUUUUGAAUUCGAUUUUUGAUACCAAAUAUGGAAAUUACAAUUUUCCAGUUCGAGUAUCUUGUAUUCAAAAAACAUUUUGAGGUGAGAUUUUCACCUGAUAGUUUACAAAACCGCGACACAUGUUUCGCUAUACAAUAAAAUGUUCAGUCGUCACAAUACUGUACUGUGACGGUCAGUUUUAUUAAAUUUUACAAGUAUUUUGACUUGUUGAAACUGAAUAUCAGGAAAAUGUCUGACGUUUACAAAGAUGUUUGAUGAAAAACAUCAACAUAAUUUUCCAUAUAACUAAAAAUAUUUCGUUCAACAAAAUUUAAUCCUUGAGUCAAUAGCAUAUCGAAGUAUCUUUGUGAUUGAACGAUUUGAAAGUAAAAGGACGCUUUUAUAAAUGAAA
Leptinotarsa decemlineata (Colorado potato beetle) is the source of this 2526-nucleotide messenger RNA. RefSeq lists its product as uncharacterized. Gene Ontology annotation, biological process: monocarboxylic acid transport. The record is from RefSeq and is a predicted model, not a curated record. Gene Ontology annotation, molecular function: monocarboxylic acid transmembrane transporter activity. NCBI's taxonomy places the organism in Eukaryota, Metazoa, Arthropoda, Insecta, Coleoptera, Chrysomelidae.